AUGACGGUCGGACUGACUGCUAGAAAAAUCCAUGGACUGGAGCUUUGGGCGGAAGUGCUAGAGAACGCACUGCUCAUAUCUUAUGCAACUUCCGCUGCAAAACUUAUGCAAGUCGUGCUGUGUAAGCAGACCCUCGAUGCUCUGCAAGAAAUCCUCGGAGUCUCAAUACACAACGUACCAACCAACCUCCACAACAACCUCACCAACAAUGGCAGACUCAGCACCCUACCCCUCACAAACCCCCCCACCGACCUCUCAGCAAUCUCCCAAAUUGACUCUUCAAUCCUAUUCUCCACCUUCACAGCCGCCGACGCCUGGACUUUGGGUUGCCUGCUGCGCUCUCGCCUCUCUACUUUCGCAUCUCCAACCGUCAUCUCAAUCACCCUCGCAAACAACACUCCCCUCUUCUAUACCGCCGUAAAGAGUGGAGUCACCCCCGACAACAGUGCUUGGGUGGCUAGAAAGAGUGCUACCGUGCUCAGAUUUGGAGCCAGUACUUGGUACAUGCACAACAAGUUUGCUGGUGACGAAAAGGCUUUUGCCGAGAAGUACUGUUUGUUGGACAAGGCAAAGGAGUUUGCUAUCCAUGGUGGUGGCUUUCCUGUCAGGGUCAAGGGAGUGGAGGGUGUGGUGGCUGUUAUUGUAGUCAGUGGACUGAAGCAGCAGCAAGAUCACCAGAUCAUUGUCCAGACGUGCAGGGACUUUUUGGAUGGUGUCGGCGAGGGUGACGAGAAGAGAAAGGAGGAUUAG
Molecule: messenger RNA, 750 nt
Organism: Aureobasidium vineae
Lineage: Eukaryota; Fungi; Ascomycota; Dothideomycetes; Dothideales; Saccotheciaceae
Source: the annotation of a GenBank genome assembly